AUGCUCAGCACCACCACGAGUACGGCGACUGUCCGAGCAGCCUGGCGUCCCUUCUCCACCACCGCCUUGGUCGGCGCCGCCAGCAGCUCCUCGCGCGACCCGGCUGCAUUCUGGACUUCGGACGAGCGGCUCAUCAAAGCUCUUCGCCGUCGGCAAGAGGCGUACCGGCUGAGUCAGGUCGGCAAUAGCGCACGCAAGACGUCGGACCGCAUCGAAGCUGCACAGCUCGCCAAUGCCGAGGUGCGCUGGCUCGUACAGCACGUCCGAAAGCUGCAGACCGACACCGCCGCUAGCAAAUCGAGCUCUCGUCAGAAUCUGGACAGAGCCUCACGGCGUAGGCUCGUUGCUAUGGCGACGCAGAUGACGCGUGCUAACGUGCCGCUGUCCUACCUGCUCGGCUCGGUCCCCUUUGGCUCGCUGCCCGUCGAGCUCACCGUUCGACCACCCACCCUCCUGCCGCGGCCAGAAACCGAGCACUGGGCAACCCAAGUCGUCGCCGACCUUCUUCGCGCCAUCGAGGCAUCCAGCACCGCAGGAUCCAGCGCUCUUACCCCUAUCCGCAUCGCAGAUCUCUGCACGGGCUCGGGGUGCGUGGCGCUACUCAUCGCUCAUGCGCUACGCAGCAAGCUCGGCGAUGACGCAGACUGGCGCGUUGUGGCGUGCGAUCGGUCGCCGCUAGCUGUUCAGCUUGCCAGGGAGAACGCGACGAAGCUCGGCUUCAGCGAGCACAACGUAUGCACCGUCGAGGCCGACGUGUUUAGCGAUGCGGAUAUGGACGGUCUGGCGAGCAUUGUGGGCGGGCCGUUCGACGUGGUGGUUAGCAAUCCGCCCUACAUCCCGCGCAGGGAGUGGCAGGCGCUGUCGGCCGAAGUCAAGGCGCACGAGGAUCCCGCCGCACUGAUUGGAGAGCGUGACGUCUCUCCCGCUACAUCGGAUCGAGUGACGGGCCAAGACCCUGUACAAGAUGGCCAAGGUGAUGCGCAGCGCAGCUUUGUCAAUCGCACAGGACUGGCAUUCCACCAGCGCCUGGCGGAGCUCCUGUAUCGUCCGUCCUUUGCCGCUCGCGAUUCGAAACUAAGGGCACAUGGCGCACCGCGGCUCGUCGCAGAGUACGGCAAGGGUCAGCAGCGACUGGUAGCCAAGCUGCACGCCGACCUCGUUGCGCCGGCGGAUAGAAUGCCGCGCGUCGUAAGGCUGUCAGGGCAUCAGCUGGUUGUGGUCGGCGUGGGGAAUGCUACCACGCAUCCGCUGACGCGGCAUUCGAUCGGGCAGGUGGUGCUGGACCCGCUGCUCGCACGACUCGUCGCGCACGAUGCGCAGAUUCGACGGCAUCUCGCCCAGGCGCGCGAGCGUUUGGAACAAGAGCGCGCCGAAGCGCUCGCCUCGGGCCGUAUCGAUCCGCAAGCUCGUCCCGACUGGGCGCAGCCCGUACCUGCCCGGCUCCCGCUAUCUUGCGCGUCGACGGAGGGGCAAUAUCUUGACCCGAAUGACAGUGUCGCAAUGCCGUCCGAGCUGACCAAAGUCCGGGCGGGCAAGAGCGGUGGAUGGGCUGCAACGAUUCCGCUGCUCGUGCAUGCAUCCGACUGCUCAUCGGACGUGUACCAGGUCGAGGUAUCGCUGUACAAGCCGAGCCAAGCGAUGAACCUGUCUGGCGUAGGUCUGCGCGCAUUCCUCACCGCGCACCAUCCCAAUCCCACCGACGCUGCGGUCGUAGACGAUACACUGGUCCUGCAAGACGAUCUCGACGUCGACUUCGGGCUGGUCAAGGCGAAAAGCACCGGCUCGGCAAGAGGCCAUAACGGCGUGCGUGAUAUCCUUGCGCGUCUCAACGUCGCCGACACGAAACUCGCCAGGCUCAGGAUCGGAAUCGGUCGACCUCCUGCGCCCACCAAAGAAGCGCAAAACGAAUGGCUGCCCAGGGUGAGGGCGGCAAAGGCGGUGCCGGUGGAUAAGUGGGUGCUGUCAAAGCUAACAAAGGAUGAACUUGCGAGCUGUACAGCUCAGGAUGGUGAGGUGGUGGGGCAGGUGGAAAAGGCCACGUUGAAGUGGAUACAACAGCGGUGCAGCGAGCUUGGGGCAGAAGACGCCAGCGAGCAAAGACUGGCCAUGCGCAAAGACCAGUUCGGUAUCCACCGCUCCGUCUGGAUCUACUAG
Messenger RNA from Moesziomyces aphidis, 2154 nucleotides. The record is from the annotation of a GenBank genome assembly. Lineage: Eukaryota; Fungi; Basidiomycota; Ustilaginomycetes; Ustilaginales; Ustilaginaceae.